Molecule: messenger RNA, 765 nt
Organism: Rhizophagus irregularis DAOM 181602=DAOM 197198
Lineage: Eukaryota; Fungi; Glomeromycota; Glomeromycetes; Glomerales; Glomeraceae
Source: RefSeq, a predicted model, not a curated record
AAUAGGAAGGUGCUUGAUAUUUAGCUAUAAUUUAAUUUUAAGAAUUUCGACAAAAUGGUAGUUUUUCUUGGUUAAAUAAUAAAUAUAUAUAAUGAAAAGUAACAACCAACUUAUUGAUUUGCAUCCUCCAUGACUAAAUCGUCUGACAUAGGCAUAUCAUCGUCCAUAUUGUCGAUAUUGUUAUCGUUCUAUGUCAAGAGAUCGAAGAUUUUAAAUAUAGUAACAAAUUGGCGCCAUUUGGAAACGAAAAAGUUCAUUAAAGUUUACUGGCUUGGAAUUAAAGAUGAGGAAAUACCUCAAGAUGAAAUUCAUGUCGAUCAAAAUAACCGAGCGAGCUAUUCAAGUAUAUCAUUUCACAAAGGAUCAGAUGGAAUCUUGUUCAAAUUUGUUAUUAAAAACAGCGAGACUCUCGCGAAUACUAAAGUAUGUCUUCGACAUCGCCUUGGUAUGAGUGAAAAAGAUUUUUCGAAAGUAAAAAUUGCAAUUGUAUCUGAAACUUCAUACGCAAACCCGGAGUAUCUUGAUGACGAUGAAAUGACAUUAUCUAAUGAAGGUUGUCUAGGACUUGAUCACGUAGAUAAAUCUGGCUGCGCGGAGAGUGUUUUCAUUCGAGGCUAAUAUAUUAGUCUUUUUUUUAUACGCAACAAUCUCUUGUAACUGAGAGCAUCUUUAUUUUUAUUAAUUUAAUAUACAGUUGUACUAUUAAAAAUUCUAUGACAUAUAUGACAUUACGCCGUAUAAAAUCCACUCUUUAACAUCUUGUUA